Molecule: messenger RNA, 1152 nt
Organism: Colletotrichum destructivum
Lineage: Eukaryota; Fungi; Ascomycota; Sordariomycetes; Glomerellales; Glomerellaceae
Exons: 11
Coding region: 1-1152 (383 amino acids)
Source: RefSeq, a predicted model, not a curated record
AUGGAGCUAUCGGGCGCCGUCGUCGCGGCCGUGGCGCGCCGCGCGAGUAUCAACCAUUCGCCGGAGCCUCUCGCCGGAAAGGUCGUCAGCAUCAUUGUCGCCAUGAUAUCAGCCUGUUUACUCGCUACUCUCUUUAUAAUGCGAUGGCUGUCAGUAAAAGACUGGAAGAUACUGCCCUGGACCAUGUGGCUCGUGAUAUUGAUCUACUUCUUUUCCUUUUUAUUUGUUUUCGGUACUUCCAUCCUCCAGUUUGGAUUUGGGGCCGACCUCAACUUCCACACAUGCUCCGCGGCCACUCUCUUCUGCCUGGGGGCAUAUGUCACAACAAAGUUCAUCUACCUCUUCAUGGUGGACCGGGCUCACAUUAUUCGCCAAACGAGAAAAAGCCGCCUGAAGUCGAAGCUUUACCUUACCAACUCGUUUGGCAUGCUCGGAGUGUUCGUCCUCAUUGUCAUCAUGAACUUUAUCUUCCGAAUUACACAUUUCGAGAACGGCAUCUGCAUCAUCGGAAUGGAACAACCAGUGCUGCUGCCACUCAUUUCGUUUGACGCGGCCGUGAAUGUUUAUCUUACCAUUUUGUUCCUGCUGCCCCUAUUGAGCCUCCACUCCGUAAAGUACAACUUCUGGAAGCCGUGGACAUUGGACUGGCGAAAUAGACGGAUACCGCGCGCUCCGCCAAAUAUAAGACUGCGGAAACUCGUCAUCCGUACCUUCAUCGGGUCAUGCUGCACACUUUUGAGCAGCGUAACAAAUCUCACGGUUCUCAUGGCCCUAAACGGCGAAGUCGCAUGGCUUUGCUUGCUGUGCUGCAACACUGACAUCUGUUUCUCCGCUCUCGUCAUCAACUGGAUCACAUCUCCCGGCCAAGAGUCGACGCUGCGGACGCUGACGCGGCCGUCGCGCGGCAUUUCCACGCUCCACCCGGACGAGGCGGCGAGCAUCCCUCUCGAUCCCGACGGCAGCAGCAUCGGCACCGCCAGAAAGACGUGGGAGCAGCGACGAACCAAAACACCAACAACGAUAGGUCCCGACUCUGUUGAUGGCCACGACGACGACGAUGCCGAGCAGGACCAGCAUCGAGACGACGGGUAUGAGCGCGACGCCAGGCGGGACGACAACCACGACGAGGAAGAUGAGGAAGAGCAUGUCUGA